UACACCCUACCAUCAAUCUUCACAUAUUCUCUCUUUUCUCUCUCUAAAAAAAGUCAGCGCCUUUGUCUUUUCUCUCUCUACACUCUCUCUCCAAAGCUUCACAUUUCAAUGGACUACGAUUGGGAUCUCCACGCCGUCGUCAGAAGCUGCAAUAACGCCGCCACCACCACCACCACAACCGCCGCCGUCUCCACCACCACAACCUCCGGCGCCGCCACCUCGAACGCCGCCGUCGCCACCUCUUGCAUACUAAAUUUCCAAAACCAGUUUCAUCUCAAUCAAGACAACAACUUUCUAUUCCUCCCAACAGAUCCAUUAAUCGAACCAACAAAAACCCAAACAAAUCUCCAAGAAUUAGAUGAUCUCUUCAAACCCUUCUUCCCCAAAUCUCAACCUUUAUUCCCUCCUCAAGAUCUCUCAUCUUCAACUCCAAAAACAGAACCAAAACAGGGUAUCAUUCCAAUUCCAAUUACUAUUUCUUCAUCUCAUCAUAACCCAUCUGCUCCAAGGUCCAAAAGAAGGAAACAUCAACAAAAGAGAGUCUGUCAAGUUCCAGCUGAAGGUUUAUCAUCUGACAUGUGGUCAUGGAGAAAAUAUGGGCAAAAACCCAUUAAAGGAUCACCAUAUCCAAGGGGAUAUUAUAGAUGUAGUACAUCAAAAGGUUGUAUGGCAAGAAAACAAGUAGAAAGAAAUAGAUCCGACCCAUCAAUGUUUAUAGUUACAUACACUGGUGAACAUAAUCAUGCUAUGCCAACUCACCGGAAUUCUCUCGCCGGAAGUACUCGUCAGAAACCUGUCUCAUCGGAGGUAGCGUUAGUCGAUGUAGAUUCCGGUAACAAACAGUUAUCUUGUUCAUCACCUGUUUCGUCGGCGAGUCUUUCUCCGGCGACUGAGAAAGUAUUGGAUGAUCAAGAUGAUGAUAUUGACUUUGGUCUUGAUGAUUUCUUUGAGGGUUUGGAAGAGAUUAAUGGUAUUCCGGUGACCGGAGAUUUGUUUUCCGAUGAUUUACCGGCUAAAGGGUUUUCAUGGCAGACAAAUAAUGUAACAACGACAGCCGCCGGCAGUUGAUUGAUCAUAGGAUGGCCGUGAAUUAUAUGCUUUUUUGAUCAUGUUCCAUUUUUAUGCACAUCUUUGUCACACUAUUCACUAUUAGUGAAAAAGAAUCUUUUUUUUUUCUUUUUUUUUUUUCAAUUAUAAUGUUUUUAUUUAUGUAUAAUUCUCAAUUCCAUUAUAGAAGAGUAUUGUAGAUGAAAAAAGGGUUAAUUUAUAUUCCUUUGUUUCUAGAUGGAUAUUGCAUAAUCAUUAUUACUAUUUCUAUUUU
Messenger RNA from Impatiens glandulifera, 1321 nucleotides. Its product is annotated as WRKY transcription factor 22-like. Gene Ontology annotation, molecular function: transcription cis-regulatory region binding; DNA-binding transcription factor activity. The transcript is spliced from 3 exons. The record is from RefSeq and is a predicted model, not a curated record. Bases 109 to 1068 code for a protein of 319 amino acids. Gene Ontology annotation, cellular component: nucleus. Lineage: Eukaryota; Viridiplantae; Streptophyta; Magnoliopsida; Ericales; Balsaminaceae. Gene Ontology annotation, biological process: regulation of DNA-templated transcription.